AUGGGUCAGGGCACUCCCGGCGGUCUGAAUCGGCAACUCCCUGGGGACCGGAAGAAUGACGGCGACAAAAAGGAGAAAAAGUUUGAGCCGGCGGCACCACCUGCUCGAGUCGGCCGCAAGCAGAGGAAGCAGAAGGGACCUGAGGCGGCGGCCCGGCUUCCAACUGUGACACCGCUGAGCAAAUGCAAGUUGCGGCUUCUGAAGCUUGAGCGAAUCAAAGACUAUUUGCUAAUGGAGGAAGAGUUCGUGGCGAACCAGGAGAGAUUGAAGCCUCAGGAAGAGAAGACGGAGGAGGAUAGAUCCAAGGUCGACGAUUUGCGUGGGACACCGAUGAGUGUAGGCAAUUUGGAGGAGCUGAUUGAUGAGAAUCACGCUAUUGUUUCGUCGUCUGUGGGGCCAGAGUACUAUGUUGGGAUUUUGUCCUUUGUCGAUAAGGAUCAGCUCGAGCCUGGCUGCGCUAUUCUCAUGCACAACAAGGUUCUCUCUGUUGUUGGACUUCUUCAAGAUGAUGUUGAUCCCGUGGUGUCUGUAAUGAAGGUUGAGAAGGCUCCAUUGGAGUCCUAUGCUGAUAUUGGUGGGUUGGAUGCCCAGAUCCAAGAGAUCAAAGAGGCAGUCGAGCUCCCAUUGACUCACCCUGAACUAUAUGAAGACAUUGGUAUUAAACCUCCCAAGGGAGUCAUACUCUAUGGAGAGCCUGGAACUGGAAAGACAUUGCUUGCAAAGGCAGUAGCAAACUCUACAUCAGCAACUUUCUUGCGUGUAGUUGGAAGUGAAUUGAUUCAGAAGUACCUGGGAGAUGGUCCUAAAUUGGUGAGGGAACUCUUUAGAGUUGCUGAUGAUCUCUCCCCAUCUAUCGUCUUUAUUGAUGAAAUUGAUGCAGUUGGUACAAAGAGAUAUGAUGCCCACUCAGGUGGUGAACGUGAAAUUCAGAGGACUAUGUUGGAACUGCUGAACCAGUUAGAUGGUUUUGAUUCAAGAGGGGAUGUUAAGGUCAUUCUUGCAACAAAUAAAAUUGAAAGUCUUGAUCCUGCCCUGCUUCGGCCCGGUAGAAUAGACCGGAAGAUCGAAUUCCCCCUUCCAGAUAUUAAGACAAGGAGGCGUAUUUUCCAAAUACACACAUCAAGGAUGACAUUGGCUGAUGAUGUCAACCUAGAAGAAUUUGUUAUGACUAAAGACGAGUUUUCUGGAGCUGAUAUCAAAGCCAUAUGUACUGAAGCUGGAUUGCUUGCUUUAAGAGAGCGCCGUAUGAAGGUGACACACUCCGACUUCAAGAAGGCUAAAGACAAGGUUAUGUUCAAGAAGAAAGAGGGUGUUCCAGAAGGACUUUACAUGUGA
Messenger RNA from Fraxinus pennsylvanica, 1335 nucleotides. NCBI's taxonomy places the organism in Eukaryota, Viridiplantae, Streptophyta, Magnoliopsida, Lamiales, Oleaceae. The record is from the annotation of a GenBank genome assembly.